CUUCUUAUUAGGAGCUUAGUUGGUUUCAUCCCCCCUCUCAAUUAUAAAAUAAAUAGAAGAGUAGGCAUAUUUUUUCAUUCCAUCAGCCAAAAAUGAUAUCACUCACUGAAAUAUGGUGUUUUACUUCCAUCCAUUUGUUCGUGUUCCUUCUACUUUUCAUGCCACCAAAUCUUGCUCUUGAAAUCAAAUGCAGGGAAAGUGAAAGACAAGCCCUGUUAUCCUUCAAGCAAAGCCUCGUAUAUAGAUAUGAUAUUCUCUCUUCUUGGACAACACAAGCCAAAGCCAAUGAUGAUUGUUGCAAUUGGAUUGGUGUUGGUUGUAGCAACAAUAUUACAGGUGGUGACUAUCAUAUCACAAGGCUUGAUCUUCAUAAUACAGGUUUGAUGGGUGAGAUUGGUUCUUCCUUGACUCAAUUGUCGCACCUUACCUACUUAGAUCUUAGUUCUAAUGAGUUUGAUCAAAUUUUUCUUGAGGAUGUUGCUUCUCUUAUCAAUUUGAAUUACCUCAACCUGUCCUAUAACAUGUUGAGGGGACCUAUUCCUCAAAGUUUGGGACAAUUAUCCAACUUAGAGUAUUUGAAUCUUCAGUUUAAUUUUUUGGAAGGUGAAGUUUCUGAAGUUCAUUUCUCAAAGCUUAAAAAUUUAAAAGCUUUGGAUCUAUCUGACAACUUGUUAAGAUUAAACUUCAACUCAACUUGGGUUCCUCCUUUUCAACUACAAUAAGUUUGAGAAAUUGCACAUUAGGCCCAUAUUUUCCCAGAUGGCUUCGAACACAAAAUUUCUCUGUCCUUGAUAUUGCAGGAAACAUGAUUUCAGACAAGAUUCCUAGAUGGUUCUGGAAUAACUUGUCUCCAAACUUAUUGUUUCUUGAUGUUUCGUACAAUUUUAUCAAAGGGAAAAUCCCAAAUUUAUCCUUGAAGUUCAAAACAAUGCCUGUGAUCAUUUUGGGAGUGAAUGAAUUUGAAGGUACAAUCCCACCCUUUCUUUUUGGAGCACAGAAUCUUGACCUGUCAGGAAAUAAAUUUUCUGACAUAUCAAGUUUGUGUGAAGUCAACUACUCAUCCCCUUUAUAUCUCUUGGAUAUUUGCGGCAAUCAAAUUUUUGGCCAUCUCCCUCGUUGUUGGAACCGUAUGUUGAAUUUAGCAUCAUUAAGUUUGGCCUAUAAUUAUUUUUCUGGAAAAAUUCCACAUUCUUUGAGUAAUCUCACAAGACUAAAAUCUCUUAAUUUGCGAAAGAAUCAUUUCUCUGGGGAGUUCCCUUCUUGGUUUAACUUCACAGAUUUAAUAGUCCUUGAUGUGGUUGAUAACAAUUUUUCUGGAAAUUUGCCAUCAUGGAUUGGAUUAAGGUUGCCAAAUUUAGUUCGUUUGCUUCUAAAGUCAAAUAAUUUUCAUGGGAACUUACCUUUAAGUCUUUGCAACCUUCGAAGGAUUGAAGUAUUGGACAUUUCACAAAAUUAUAAUAUUUCAGGAACCAUACCAACUUGCAUCUAUAAAUUUGAUGCCUUGACAAAAACGCUCAAUGCAUCAGAAGUUCCUGAUUACUUGAAAGAUUUGGUAAUGAUGUGGAAAGGCAAAGAAACGCUCAUUCAUGGUAGAAAUCUACAGCUACAAAGGAGUAUUGAUCUAUCUUGCAAUCGCCUGACCGGGGAAAUUCCUAACAAAAUUACAGAGCUUGUUGGUUUGGUUGUCUUGAAUCUCUCAAGGAAUGAAUUGACAGGGCAAAUUCCUUACAACAUUGGUCAACUUCAAUCGUUGGAUUUUUUGGAUCCAUCAAGAAAUAAUCUGUGUGGUACAAUUCCAUUUAGUUUUUCUCAAAUGCCUAGAUUGAGUGUGUUGGAUCUGUCUUGUAAUAAUCUAUCAGGAAAUAUUCCCAUUGGAACUCAACUUCAAAGCUUUCCAGUUUCUUCCUAUGAAGGCAAUCCUUAUCUUUGUGGCGAUCCGCUUAAAAAGAAGUGCAAGUUAAGCAACAACAAUAAUAGUAUUGCUGUUGAGAAUGGUACUGAAAAUGAAGGGGAAAAUCAAGACAGACUCAUUGUACAAGAUCUGCUUUUUGCCAUUUCUUCUGGAUUUAUAAUUGGCUUCUGGGGAAUUUUCGGUAGUCUUUUACUAUUCAAGAGAUGGAGACUUGCAUACUUUAAGUUCUUAAGAAAUAUAAUUGAGAAACCUUUAUGAAGCAAUUUGAAACCAGGCACACUAUAUGAAGAUUGUACGUGUUUCAAAUAUGGAGGUUAUUCAGGUUUUUGGGUGAAGAUAAUGGGUUUCAGGGACCCUUUUUAAUACAAUUGGUUUAAGGAAUACCAGCUGAGCUAUGGACUUUUUGGGGGGGUUUUUAUUUUGAAUAUGUCAUUACUUUUUGAAGUCCAUUCGUUUUGGUGUUCUGUUUUUUUCUCAUAAUGACAUUUUUAGAGUUUGUUAUGGCUAGCUGAAAUGCAAUCUUGUUAGUUAUUCAUCUUCAACAGUUUCGAUCUGUUAGUCUUGGUUCGAUUUGUAUCUCAUGGCUUCUUCAGAGUGCUAUCUAUAUCCAUGGUUUUGGUGCUUUUUAGUUUGUAGGUUUUCUGUAUUAUUUAGCUUGUAUUUAUCUUUAAACUGUAAGUCUCUUUUUUCUCCCUUUAUUUUCUAUGAAAAUCUUGUAUUUUGGACUA
Molecule: messenger RNA, 2640 nt
Organism: Cucumis sativus (cucumber)
Lineage: Eukaryota; Viridiplantae; Streptophyta; Magnoliopsida; Cucurbitales; Cucurbitaceae
Product: receptor-like protein EIX2
Exons: 2
Coding region: 806-2170 (454 amino acids)
Molecular function (GO): protein binding
Source: RefSeq, a predicted model, not a curated record